Molecule: messenger RNA, 2682 nt
Organism: Aspergillus versicolor CBS 583.65
Lineage: Eukaryota; Fungi; Ascomycota; Eurotiomycetes; Eurotiales; Aspergillaceae
Product: CBS and PB1 domain protein
Exons: 4
Coding region: 436-2454 (672 amino acids)
Molecular function (GO): protein binding
Source: RefSeq, a predicted model, not a curated record
CUCGAACCGGAGGUCAGGCCACGCAGAAUCAUUAGCACAGCAGAUAAAUAUCACCUGGUAUUGGUCAUGAGAAUAAACAAUAAGAAACUAGACUAGCUAUGCCCAUAUAGACGGGGCGUGUGAGAUCAGUUCUGCGAAGAAGAAUCCGAUUUCUAUCGAAAAUCGAAGCCGGGCUAACCAGUGACAACAAAUAGUCGAUCUCGGCGAAGGCCUCCACCACUGGAACCUCCCCCCUGUCUUGCGGUCUGCCCGUAUCUUUCUCGUUGGCUCGCAUCAUCUUUUGUUUCUCAUCCCGCCUGUUCCUUCCUCUGCGUUUUCCUCUUUUUGUUCGCGUUUCAGUCGAUCAGUCUUCAAAAUUCUCCUCCUCCGCCCGUCGUUCUUCAUCCCUUUGUCCCUGUAUCCCUGAAUUCUUGUCCGCUCAUUCAGGUCUUGGACAUGUCGUCAACUCCAACAUUUCGGGGAACCACUAGCCAUCGAACUGUCGGACGAGGCAGGUUGCCUGAUUUCGGAGGUGAUCCGGCAUCUCAUAUCCCACGUCCCCGACACGAGUCUUCGUCAACGAUUACUUCUUCUCAGGCCCCUCAUACCCCGGGCAGUGACAUCGGUAGCUCCACAAUGAGUGCAGCAAGCAGCCGGCAGAGGCAGAACCAGUCGAAGCGAGAUGAGGCUAUCCGAAGGAAGCUGGAGGCGGACCUCAACAAGAAGAGGCACAAUCCAGCAAGAGCGCACCGCGGUCGAAAAGCUCCUCCUGGCACCGUCCUUGCCCUUAAGCCGAGUUCCGCUCUCCAGAUUAAGCCCUCCACCACCAUUUCGGAGGCCGCGCAGUUGAUGGCAGCGAAGAGAGAAGAUUGUGUGCUAGUGACUGACGACGAUGACCGGAUUGCUGGAAUUUUUACCGCCAAGGAUCUUGCUUUUCGGGUGGUGGGACUUGGACUUAAGGCUCGAGAAAUCACUGUUUCCGAGAUCAUGACGAAGAACCCACUGUGUGCGAGGACGGAUACAAGUGCGACCGAUGCGCUCGAUCUGAUGGUUCGAAAGGGAUUCCGGCAUUUGCCUGUUAUGGACGAGAAUCAGGAUAUCUCUGGUGUUCUCGAUAUCACCAAGUGCUUUUACGACGCUAUGGAGAAAUUGGAACGCGCCUACAGUUCGUCCCGGAAGCUAUAUGAUGCUUUGGAAGGUGUUCAGUCAGAACUCGGCUCUAGCCAGCCUCAGCAGAUCAUUCAAUAUGUCGAGGCUCUUCGGUCGAAAAUGUCCGGUCCCACACUUGAAACCGUCUUGGAUGGGAUGCCUCCUACGACAGUUUCCGUCCGAACUACCGUCAAAGAGGCUGCGGCGUUGAUGAAGGAACACCAUACUACUGCCCUACUUGUGCAAGAUCAAGGAUCCAUCACAGGUAUUUUUACCAGCAAAGAUAUUGUCCUUCGCGUGAUUGCCCCGGGACUUGACCCCGCAACAUGUAGUGUUGUCCGUGUUAUGACGCCCCACCCCGACUUUGCUCCCAGUGAUAUGAGUAUCCAGGCUGCGCUUAGGAAGAUGCAUGAUGGACAUUACUUGAACCUGCCUGUGAUGAACGAGGGCGGCGAGAUCGUGGGAAUGGUGGAUGUGCUCAAACUUACAUAUGCCACCUUAGAGCAGAUUAACUCCAUGUCCACUCAAGAUGACGAGGGCCCGGCAUGGAACAAGUUCUGGUUGUCCAUGGACAACGAAUCCGAUUCCAUGGUCUCUGGAAGCCAAACGCAAAGCCAACAGCCACAUACCCCACACCGGUCAAUGAUCAACCCCGAGUCGCCGAAGGCUAGUUUCGACGCACGAGACAGCGUACUCCCGAACGAGUCCGCGUCUCAUAAUGGCGGUGACGAGCACUCCGAAUUCCACCACGGCGGCGAGCUCGCCCCAUUCCCCUUCAAAUUCAAGGCACCCAGCGGUCGUGUACACAGGGUCAACAUCCUCCCCGCUUCCGGAAUCGCUGAGUUGGUGGGCCAUGUUACUGCAAAGCUUGGUCCUGAGGUUGAAGCCGUUGGGGGUGCGGCUAGCUGUGAGGAUGGCACACUUAGCAACACUGGCUACGCUUUAAGUUACGUGGAUAACGAAGGGGAUACCGUUUCUAUCACUACUGAUCAGGAUCUUGCCGAUGCUGUGACUAUUGCUCGCCACGCUCGUCGAGACAAGGUAGAUCUGUUCGUUCACGAUCCUGCUCAACCUCCCGUUAUCCCUGCUCCUGAGCCUCUUACCGUCAAAUCUGCUGAGGUCAAAACCCCUCCUAUCUCUGACGAUCAGUCUUCCGAAGAACUGUCUGCUCCCAAGCCGCGAACGCACCAACCGUACCCCUCCCAUGGUCCGGAAGAGCAAUUAAUUGCUGGCGUUCCCAAUGACCUGCUGCUCCCUGGGGCGAUUGUGACCCUGGCCGCUGUCAUUGCCGGAGUAUUCGUUCUGAGCCGCGCUACCUCGCGGUAAUUGGCAUUUUGGAUUCUUUUUCACAAGGUUAGAAUUGUGCAUCUAUCAUUUGUUAAUCAUUUCUUGUACACCCCAAUAGCGCGUUUGUAUGCCCAUUUUGUCCAUCUCCGCUACUUUUUGGCAGUUUCCGUGUCCUCUGGCUACUGUGGCUUGGGUAAUUGUAUGAAUUAGUAGCAAUAUAUUAGGUAGAUAUAUUAUAAUUCUUUUUAAAUCAAAAGCAAGCUGGCU